This is a messenger RNA of Gambusia affinis (western mosquitofish), 1554 nucleotides long. RefSeq names its product leucine rich repeat containing 3B (gene lrrc3b). The coding region runs from base 534 to 1316 and encodes 260 amino acids. The transcript is spliced from 3 exons. Gene Ontology annotation, molecular function: protein binding. Lineage: Eukaryota; Metazoa; Chordata; Actinopteri; Cyprinodontiformes; Poeciliidae. The record is from RefSeq and is a predicted model, not a curated record.
UUGCUGGAUUUAAGAACACCUUGGGUGUUUCGUCGUGACAGCUGCUUCGGCUGAAAGCUCAGCCUGGUUGUCUUUGUCAUACGGUGACUUCAUGAACGAACCCCUCCCUGUCUUGCCAUUCAGUCCGAUGCGGUGUUUCAUAGUGUGAGGUAUGGACUAAAAGAUGAGAAAGCGCCGAGCUACUUCUUUAUUAGGAGGUGGAGGACACCUGAAGCGCAAGGCUGCCAUCACAGCUUUCAGAACAUCCAUGUGAAGAAGAGCGUUUUGCCUCAGCUGUUAGAGCCUGACAGCAGAGCAAACAGCUGCCCAGUGUUCAUCUUCCAGAAGCUGUUGACACCGGAUGCAGAUAAUUGGACAAAGAAAAGAACAAUAACAAACGUGUAACUGAUCCCAACACAACAUAAUGAAACCAGUUCAUCCACCAGUAUCUGUUGCGAGUGGAGUGUGAGGUCCAGCAGCCACUAUGCCAUGUGUGUAAAGGACCAGUGGUGGUGUUGUGGCCCCAGGCGGGAUGCUACUGGAAGCCGGUCAGUAUGACUCUGCUGGACUUGUGGCUGUCGCGCUCCAUCCCCAUGUGCCUGCUCCUCCAGAGCCUUGUCCUCAUGGCCCUGUGCUUCCCCUCGGCCAGCAUGUGUCCAAAGGGCUGCAGCUGUCUACGCGAUCCCCAUCUCCACGGUCUGAACGUCACCUGCAGUCAGUCCCGCCUCAAAGAGAUUCCCCCCAACCUCCCAGUCGACACUGUCCUCCUGAGACUGGACCACAAUCAAAUAGGUGCUGUGCCUGACCAAGCCUUCCGUGGACUCCGGCUUUUGAGGGAGCUGAAUCUCUCUUAUAAUGCAGUGGAAUCUUUAGGGGAAGGUUCCUUUAGUGGCAUCGAGGGGACAUUACAGGUGCUGGACCUUUCCCACAACCGCAUCACUAGCGUUCACAGGGAUGCUUUUGCUCGACUGAAGGCCCGCAUCAUUGUAGAUGACAAUCCCUGGCACUGCGACUGUGCCCUCCAGCAGGCCAUUGGAGGAAUGGCUCACAACCACGAGGCCGCAGCCAGGGUCCUCUGCAGGAGCUCCGAACUUCUCGAUCAGGAGGGUCGACCUUUCCUGGCAGUUGACACUGACCUGUGUAACCUGGCAAAAAGGACCACAGACUAUGCCAUGCUGGUCACCAUGUUUGGUUGGUUUGCAAUGGUUAUAUCAUAUGUGGUGUAUUAUGUUCGUCAAAACCAGGAGGACGCCCGGCGCCACCUGGAGUACCUCAAGUCUCUCCCCAGUAAGCCCAAGAAACCUGAUGAUGCUGAUGACAUCAGUACUGUAGUCUGACAGCAGCAUCAAAAUGGCUCUUCAUCACAGACUCAAUGAAAUGUUUACGCAUCAGGACCCACAUUUAUAGUGUUUACUACUUCAAACUACAGUCUCUGUGAGCAUCAGAAGGGUUUGUACUUUUGAACUUUUCUCGUGUGUCUUUAGCAGGCUGAGUUUAUGUUCAAAGUGAAAUCAGGCAAGAAUUGAAUCAAUACCCACACUAUAACAUUUUGAAAAAUAUAAUCUCAGGUUGAAA